AUGUCGGCUGAUGUGCAGGCGCUAGCGGAGGCGGCCAAUCUGAAGAUGGCGGGCGACAAGGAGACGGCCGCGGCAGAAGCGGAGUGGCGGCAGCUGACUCACCUCAUCGAGCACGACCGCAAGCAAAAGGAGCUACAGAGGGGCCGCGAGCUGGCGGAGCGAGCGCAGUCGACCAGCAAGCUGCUGCGCGAGGACCUGACCCGCGGAGUCGCGCCAAAACAGGCGCGGCGGCCCAGCUGGGCUGACACAUCAGCGGCUGCCUCGUCACCGGCUGCAGGGAAUGCCUCGAAGGACGCUGCGGCCGGCGGCGGCGUUGCGGGCGCGGCCAAGCGGUUGGAGGAAUUCACUGCAGCCUUCGCGCGCAUCAGCGAAGCCACAGGCGCGGCACUUGCAUUUUAUUGCUUUGCGUUACUACUGGGUGUGCGUGCAGGCACGGCGGGGGUGGAUGCGCUGGUGGUGGAGCUGAGCGCGAAGGAGGACGGCAACUUCCGCCUGUUCGGCUAUGUGGGCCAGGUCAACGCCGCCAUAGAACAGCUCCGGGCGCACAUGCGCGAAGUGGCGGCCGAGCUGGAGCGCUGGCAGAGCAGCAACGCUGCGCAGGACACCGAGCACGCGCGCGCCGUGCAGGCGCUGCAGGAGCGGCUGGAGGAGGCGGAGGCGGCUGCUGCGGCGUGGGAGGCACGCGAAGCUGCAGCGGACGGCCGUGCAGCCGCCCUCGCAGAGGCCGUCCAGGCGCUGUGGGUGCGCAGUGGGUGCGCGGGUUCUGGGCUGGAGGAGCUUCUGGACGGCGGCGGCAUUCCCUCCACGGCCAACCUCAUGCAGUACCUGGGCGCCAUCGAACAGCGCACCAACCACCUCCUCCACGAUGCUGCAAACAGCGGCGCUGCUGCGAGCGGCGCGGAGGCUCAGGAGCAACCGGCCGCGGCCGGCGCCGCCCCUGAGACGGCCGCAUGGGAUCCCAUGCGCUUCCUGCCCUCCACCCUGGUAGAGAUGGACGAUGGCAACGGAGCAGAGGCCGACAGCGGACCCCUCAUGCCCCUCGAUCGCAAGGCACUGGAAGCGAGGGCGCUGCAAAGCAUGAGCAGGCGGCGGGAGCAGGCGGGCAACACAGCCGGCGGAACCCAGUCUCUGGGCUUCCGACCUGGCAGCAGCCCUGCGAGGAGGCCUCCGCUCACCGCGCUCGGCCGCACCGCCGCAGCCGUCAAGCGGCCUGUGCUGACGCGGCCGCGCCGCUGA
Molecule: messenger RNA, 1236 nt
Organism: Coccomyxa subellipsoidea C-169
Lineage: Eukaryota; Viridiplantae; Chlorophyta; Trebouxiophyceae; Coccomyxaceae
Exons: 7
Coding region: 1-1236 (411 amino acids)
Source: RefSeq, a predicted model, not a curated record